AUAUGAUGAUUUUUUUAUCAUGGCAAAUGACACUUUGGAAGGUUUUCAUGAAGUGAAUCUAGCUUCCCCGACUACUCCAGAUCUUUUAGAAGUGCAUGAAUCUAAAACUUCUGAAGAACCUACCUCACCUACCAUAAUUUACCGGCUUCAUCCCUCAGCUGUAUGCGCCUUACCUAUUCAACCAAGUGUUCUGAAUGUGACUGAUCUUCCUACACAACCUGUCUACUCAUCUGCUAGGCACCUAAAUUGUGCAGAAACACCAGGUAUCAGCAUCAACGUCACAGAAACUGUAUCAUGUUCUACCUCAGGAAGCUAUGGUGGGAAGGACAACUGUAGCGCAGAGAGAGAAUUUUUGCAGGGUGCAACAGUAACCGACUUUUCUGAAGGAAGAGAUGAUGUUUUUGGGCUGAGCACAGAUAGUCUCUCUCGUCUGCGAAGCCCAUCGGUAUUGGAAGUUAGAGAGAAAGGCUAUGAAAGACUUAAAGAGGAACUUGCUAAAGCUCAAAGGGAGCUGAAAUUAAAAGAUGAAGAAUGUGAGAGGCUUUCCAAAGUACGUGAUCAACUUGGCCAGGAACUGGAAGAACUCACUGCUAGCCUGUUUGAGGAAGCUCAUAAGAUGGUGAGAGAAGCUAAUAUAAAGCAGGCCACAGCAGAAAAACAGUUGAAAGAAGCACAAGGAAAGAUUGAUAUACUUCAGGCUGAAGUAGCAGCUCUGAAAGCAUUAGUGCUAUCUACUUCUCCGACUUCACCAACAAAAGAGCUUCAGUCUAGUGGAAAAACAGUCUUCAGAAAAGGCCACACAAGGAACAAGAGUACAAGUAGUGCAAUAGGUGUCAAUAACCAGGAAGUUAACAUGAUGCAGCCAAUUGUAAAGGACUGCAAAGAGGCUGAUAUAUCUCUAUACAAUGAAUUCAGAUCCUGGAAAGAUGAUCCUACCAUGGACAGGACAUGCCCUUUUCUCAAUAAAAUCUACGAGGAGGAUAUCUUUCCAUGCUUAACCUUCUCAAAAAGUGAGUUGGCUUCUGCUGUCCUGGAAGCUGUAGAAAACAAUACAUUAAGCAUUGAGCCUAUUGGUCUGCAGCCUGUUCGAUUUGUAAAAGCUUCUGCAGUUGAAUGUGGAGGACCCAAAAAAUGUGCUCUCAGUGGACAAAGUAAAUCCUGCAAGCAUCGAAUCAAGCUGGGGGACUCAGGAAACUACUAUUAUAUUUCUCCUUUCUGUAGGUAUAGGAUCACAUCAGUAUGUAAUUUCUUCACAUACAUUCGAUAUAUUCAGCAGGGGCUUGUGAAACAGCAGGAUGUGGACCAGAUGUUUUGGGAAGUCAUGCAACUGAGGAAAGAGAUGUCGCUGGCAAAACUUGGCUAUUACAGGGAGGAGCUGUAACUCCAGCAUUUCUGGUGCCUGCAUGAACUUCCAUAACUGUACAUACAUUUGAGCUGGUCCUAUAUCCAUGUCUAUUUAUUUUGAAAUGGGUCCAAGAUUAUGUGCAGUUUGCACUACAUACUCUUGUAAUUCAACAGAAUAAUUUUACACAAGAGAUUAUAAAGCUGGCAAGGCAAGAGAAUUUUCAGGUAUACUUGUGACUAUAACUUAUGAUUGAGAAAUUCAGGUGAAACACUGCUCAAGAUUUAUGUGCAUUUUUGUGUGUUCUAGAGAGAGUUUUUAAUAUAA
Molecule: messenger RNA, 1669 nt
Organism: Protobothrops mucrosquamatus (brown spotted pit viper)
Lineage: Eukaryota; Metazoa; Chordata; Lepidosauria; Squamata; Viperidae
Gene: RAB3IP
Product: RAB3A interacting protein
Exons: 10
Coding region: 20-1381 (453 amino acids)
Biological process (GO): exocytosis
Cellular component (GO): Golgi to plasma membrane transport vesicle
Molecular function (GO): guanyl-nucleotide exchange factor activity
Source: RefSeq, a predicted model, not a curated record